AGCGGCAGACCGUCUCUCAUUCGACUCUCGCAUUCGCCGUCGUCAGCACACGCGCACGCAACGCAGCAACGCAGCAGCAACAUCAAGCACGCCACCAGCAACUCGGUUGUUCGUUGUUUCGGUUUCGUGUCGUAUCGUUUCGCAUCGCAUCGGUUCGUGCCUCGUCAUCAGCCCAACAGAACAAAAAUAAAAAGAACGAAAAACCAGCAACACACACACACACACAUAUAUAUACAAAAUACGAAACGAAGAAAAAUACAAGCGUAUUAUAGCCAGGGAAAAAGCAGCGUAGAACGCACCUCGAACAGGUUUCGCCGUCGUCCGGAGAAACAGAAAGGUGCUCAAUUCCGCCCAGUGUGGAGGUAUUUUUUCGGUGUUCCCGCUUAUAAAAAUAUACAACAAAAAUCCAAAUAGAAUAAAAUAAUAUCAAACAACAACAACAACAACUAUAACAACAACAACAUUCUGUGGCAAAUUCGCGUCGGGUUUUAACAACAAUUUUCAAGUGUUUUCGACCGCCUCUUGUUUGUUCGCAAACAUAGAAGAAUAUUUGUGACUGUGGAAAAAACGCAAUUCAAGCUGUUUUUUAAGCAACAAAUCCAAAGAGAUCGCAAAAGUUUUUGAUACGAAAGUUGUUAUGCAAUUCUAAGAGCCAGAGCAGCCACAAACUAUAGCCAAAAAUCAAACAAAUCACAAGUGCAACAUGGUUUCCCACAAAAUGUUCAAAAUGUCUAACUAAGAAAGUUAAAGAGUAAUCUAAACUAAAGAGUAACUGCAAGAAAAAGCGACUAACGAGGAGCAUCCCUACUAGACCAUCUUUAGUGUACCAAAAAUCUGAUAGCAAUUUCCUCAAGAUGCUGACCAUGGAAUCGGAUAUGAAAGGCAGCCUGCUGCAUGCCACCAUGCCGCCGCAUCAUACGAGUGCCGCUCUCCACGGACAUGCGGCAUCUCCGUACUCGGCUUUGGCUCCCCUAAUGAACCUGGGCCAGUCUCACCUGACCCACUCGCAGCUGAGCCAUCAUAACCACCAUCAUCAUCACAUGAGCGCCCACAUCGCCGCUAGCCAGAGUCCCAAUCCUCUGAGUUCGCUGCAAUCCUCGAUGGCGAAUACCCUCAAUGGCAGCCAGGUGGGUCAGCAGCAGCAGCAGCAGCAGCAACAGCAACAGCAGCAGCAGAGUUCGCCGCUGCACAGCUCCAGCGAACUGAGUCCCACCCAGAGCAGCAUUGGCAGCCACCACAUGACCUCGCCGGUUAGCCACCAGCAGCACACCCAGCAGCAACAUUCCCAGCAGCAACAUUUGGGCGCCGGAUCAGCUUUGAGCAGCCUAACUGGAGGCUCCAACAACAAUAACAACAACAGCGCCACGGCCAACAAGAACCAACAGCAUGCGGAUCGUGUGAAGCGGCCAAUGAAUGCGUUCAUGGUGUGGUCACGAGGUCAGCGAAGGAAGAUGGCCUCGGACAAUCCCAAGAUGCACAACUCGGAGAUCUCGAAGCGUCUGGGUGCCCAGUGGAAGGAUCUCUCGGAGUCGGAGAAGCGGCCGUUCAUCGAUGAGGCCAAGCGGCUGAGGGCUGUGCACAUGAAGGAGCAUCCGGAUUACAAGUACCGGCCACGUCGCAAGACCAAAACCCUGACCAAGACCAAGGAGAAGUAUCCAAUGGGUGGACUAAUGCCCGGUCAGGCGGUGGGCGGUGGAGCGCCGGGUGAACCGGUAACUCCCACGCGAGUGCAAGGUCAACCGGGACAGAAUCAAUCGUUAAACGGCAGCGGAGGAAGUGCAGCAGCGGCAGCGGCGGCGGCAGCAGCAGCGGCCCAACAGGCGCGCCAGGAUAUGUACCAGAUGAACGCGCCGAACGGAUAUAUGCCCAAUGGCUACAUGAUGCACGCCGAUCCGGCCGGAGCCGCCGCCUACCAGACCUCCUACAUGGGCCAGCACUAUGCGGCGCAGCGGUACGACAUGGGGCACAUGUACAACAACGGGUAUGCGAUGUACCAGACGGUGUCUGGGGGACAGACCUCGCCCUAUGGCAGUAGUCUGCAGCAGCCGGGAUCACCGUCACCGUAUGGCGGUAGCAGUCUGCAACAGCAACCGGGCAGUCCAGCUCCCUAUGGUGGAGGAGGAGGCGGUGGCGGCCAGGUCUCUUGCCAGAGUCAUAGCCCCAGCGACUCGAGCAUCAAGUCCGAACCCGUAUCGCCCAGUCCCAGUGCCAUAGCGCUCAACAACAACAACAACAUCAACAACAACCACAUCAUGAAGCGAGAAUACAGCUCAGCGGCAGCGGCAGCAGCAGCAGCAGCAGCGGCAGCAGCCGCCGGCGGCGGAGAGCUGAAUCACCUGAUGAACAUGUACCAUCUGCCGGAUGAGCAGCGCCACCUGCUGCACUAUCAGACUGACUCGCCCGACUUGCAGCAGCAACACCAGGCGAUGCAACAGCAGCAGCAACAGCAGCACCUCCCGCAGCAACAUCUCCCGCAGCAGCACCAACAGAUCCCGCAGCAACACCAGACGAUGCAGCAACAGCAGCACCAACACCACCUCCAGCACCAGCAAUCGCUGCGGACAAUGGCGCCGCUGGCACAUAUGUGAGAAAUGGCCAGCGCCUAUGGAGCAGCAGGCUCCAGUGUGAGCGUUUCGCCUCCACUGCCGCCGUACAUGCCGACGGCCCAGCAGCAACAACAGCAGCAGCAGCAGCAACAACAACAGCAACAGCAGCAGCAACAGUUGCUAAACGGACGGCCUAGUCCGACGGCAUCGGGUUCGUCGGGCGGCCGCUCCUCGGCGCAUUCCAGUGGCCAUACCGCCGCGCAUUCACCCGCCUUGGCAGCCGCCUACCAGCUGACCCCCUCUGCUGCCGCCCCCUCAGCCACUGUUGCUGCAGCUGCAGCGGCGACUGCUGCGGCCGUUGCUGCUGCUGCUGCGGCAGGUAGCUCCUUUGCUGCCUCGGCCAGCAUGCUGGACAUGCAGCAGCAACAUCUCGAGGAGCAGCAGCAACACCACCAUCUGCACUACCAGCAGCAGCAGCAGCAACAACAUUACCAGCAGCAGCAGCAACAUCUCCCGCAGCAGCAGCAGCAACAGCAGCAGCAUCAGCUGUACCAUCACUAUCAUCCUGGCCACGAGGCAGCGGUGGCCGCCAGUGCUGGCCUCCUGGAUAUAUCCACAUUGUAAAUUAUUGAAAAUAUUAACUAAAAGCCCUAGGAUACGCACACCCACACACCUACACACACACACACACACACACAGAGAAACAAUUUUAGCCUUAGUUCUUAAGCAGGUUUAAUGCGAAAUUGCAGAGUAACAAACACACACACAAACAAACACACACACAUGCAUAUAUAAAUAAAUGAAAAUAGGAUUAAAGUUUAGUCAUUUAAAUGAAGCAUACGCACUGUUGUACCACAAUGGGAAGACGACAACUCACUUGCAUUCCAUACUGUUUCAGCCUCGAUUUCCCUUUGGUUUUCCCGCUUGCUGCAUAGCUAAGACAAUUGUGUGAUACAAAUAAAUUGUUGCCAAUUAACGGAGACAACAAAUCGUUUGAUUUACCAUUUCAUUUUCACCACCACCCCCCGGCCGCCCCACACUUUUUGCUGUACAAAAACCAACACAAACCAAGACAUUCUCAGACAUUAGAAAACGAAGGCAGCGAAGGAAGAAGAUCUGCGGCAGCGUAGGAAUAGUAGGGAGUAAUGACAAGAUUUCAGAAACAAAAAAGCAGAAAAAAAACGCUAAGAAAAAUGUCGAAAAACAUUCUAUUUUAUAAAUUCUCUUAUGCAUUAAGUAAUUAUAAUUAUUAUCUAUUAUAUAAACAAUUUAAUUAUUAAUUAUGCUUACACGAAUACGAGACAAGACAACCAUAAUUAAUUGUAAUAAAGCGAAAAACAAAAUUAUUAUUAUUAUUAAAAGAAAACAUCUACUGCAUAAAACAAAAACAAAAACCGCAACCAGAAACAAAAUGUUAGUAAACCUAAAGCAAAUUUAGUAAAAAACAAAAACAAAAAAACCAAGAAGCAGCGUGCAAAACGUGAUUGUGAAACAUGGAGAGCAAGGCAGUUAAAAAACAAAAACAAAUCCAAGCAAAAACAUUGCCAAGCACCUGGAAAUAAGAAAAACAAAAAUCCACAAAAAAACAAAUAAAAGAAAAAUCUUUACAAAAAAA
Messenger RNA from Drosophila eugracilis, 4161 nucleotides. RefSeq names its product GATA zinc finger domain-containing protein 10 (gene SoxN). Gene Ontology annotation, biological process: positive regulation of transcription by RNA polymerase II; cell differentiation; anatomical structure morphogenesis. Lineage: Eukaryota; Metazoa; Arthropoda; Insecta; Diptera; Drosophilidae. The record is from RefSeq and is a predicted model, not a curated record. Gene Ontology annotation, molecular function: RNA polymerase II cis-regulatory region sequence-specific DNA binding; DNA-binding transcription factor activity, RNA polymerase II-specific.